Molecule: messenger RNA, 1298 nt
Organism: Magallana angulata
Lineage: Eukaryota; Metazoa; Mollusca; Bivalvia; Ostreida; Ostreidae
Product: 39S ribosomal protein L3, mitochondrial-like
Exons: 9
Coding region: 85-1227 (380 amino acids)
Biological process (GO): translation
Cellular component (GO): ribosome; mitochondrial large ribosomal subunit
Molecular function (GO): structural constituent of ribosome
Source: RefSeq, a predicted model, not a curated record
CUAUCAAACAAGAAACCAUAUUCGGUUAUUUUGAUAUUUUGAAUAGCAAAUUUACGGGAUGUCGUAAACUUAAAUAACAGAGGCAUGGCGAGUUUGAUAUGUAAAUUUUCAGGAUGUUUGCAAAGCAUUUUACUGAGAGAAGCAAGUUGUUGUAGCAGAAUCCUUAUAAAUCACGAACAUAAGAGAUAUCGCAAAAGAAGCAGAAAGCCUGCACCAUGGUUUGAACCAAGGAAAACUGGAAAAUUAACAUAUGGAGUUACAGAUGAAAAUGUGGCGGACUUAAAGCAGCAAGUAUGGGAGGAUUCAUUUAAACCAGAUUCUCCUAUCAGGGUGGAAUUCUUGGAAAGGAAAGGCUUGACUGAUAACAUGAUCGCCAGCCAGUAUCAAGUUGACAAAAACUUCAAGUGGAAGUUUAACACAAAAAGGACAGGUGUUAUUGCAAUCAAGCUAGGAAUGAUUCCACAAUGGACCAAGGAAGGAGAAAAGGUCAUGUGUACAGUUUUACAGGUACUUGAUAAUCAUGUGAUUAGAUACACCCCUCCUGAGGAUUUCCAGAAAUCGCAGGGAUUUCAUCCCUGGUUUUCAAAGAAUGUAGGAUCCAUGGUGGUUGGAACACUCUCUUGUAGCCCUCUACUGUUCUCCAAAAGAUACAAUAACUUAUUUCUGGAAGCUGGUGUUGCACCUAAAAGGAAACUAACCAGAUUUCUUGUGUCCCCAGAAUGCAAACUUGCUCCAGGUACAAAGCUCAGAGCAUGCCAUUUUAGGGUAGAUGACUAUGUUGAUGUCAGUGCCAAGACCAUUGGGCAUGCAUUUCAAGGAGUUGUAAAGAGGUGGGGAUUCAAAGGUCAAAGUGCAACACAUCGCGGCGGUAAAAGUUGGAGAAGAGCAGGAGCCACAGGAGGAGGGAGGUCUCAAGCAGGGACAAGGCGUGGCAAGAAAAUGGCGGGUCACAUGGGCAUGGACUGGAACACCCAGAAAGGACUCAAAAUUUUAAGGAUGGACAACAAGUAUGAUGUCAUUUACGUGAAAGGGGUGGUACCAGGACCAGACCACUGUUACGUCAGAGUUAUGGACACGGUGUUAAAUCAUCGGAGGAAAGGCCUGAUGAAGAACCCUCCCUCCUGCCCUACACUGCUCGAGGACUCUGCUCAAAAGUUGCCAAGUGAAGUACUGUCAAGUGACCUCUUUGAUUUCAGAGACGAUUCUAUUUCCAUUAGUGCGGAAUAGAUUGGGGAAUGGAAAAAAUUAUUAUAUGCUGUACAAAAAUAAGGAUCAAAUAUUAAAUGUAUGUGUAUGCA